Molecule: messenger RNA, 1289 nt
Organism: Ricinus communis (castor bean)
Lineage: Eukaryota; Viridiplantae; Streptophyta; Magnoliopsida; Malpighiales; Euphorbiaceae
Product: probable xyloglucan endotransglucosylase/hydrolase protein 33
Exons: 4
Coding region: 210-1169 (319 amino acids)
Biological process (GO): cell wall biogenesis; xyloglucan metabolic process
Cellular component (GO): apoplast; cell wall
Molecular function (GO): hydrolase activity, hydrolyzing O-glycosyl compounds; xyloglucan:xyloglucosyl transferase activity
Source: RefSeq, a predicted model, not a curated record
UCUUUAAGAUCCAAAAGACCGCUAAGAGUAAGAAUUAGUGGGAAGAGGCAGCCAGCUAGUUCACAACUAAGCAAAGAUCUUACAAUCUUUUGGCUAAACAGUGAUGAGACUAUUAGCAAUCUUACAGUCCUGAAAACGAGUCACUUUUUCACUAUAUAUAUAUCUAACUAACCUGACCCAGAAUUUUCCAUCACUAAAUCUAGUGGAAUAUGGCAUUUCUACAAGAAAGCUUCUUUUGGGUUCUUUUAUUCUCGUGCAUGACAUUAAAGGUUUCUUCACACGUCAGGCAUAGCAGGUAUACGCCUCCAAAUGUUACUCGUUUAACUGAUCUGUUUUCUCCAGUCUCAAUUGGUCAAGGAUUCUCUACGUUCUUUGGAGGAUCAAAUAUUAAGUUGCUCAAUAAUGGGUCUUAUGCCACUCUUGCUCUUGAUAAAUCCUCAGGGUCUGGUUUGGCUUCAAAGAACAAAUAUUAUUAUGGAUUCUUUAGUGCUGCAAUAAAAUUGCCUGCUGGCCUAACCUCUGGAGUUGUAGUGGCAUUCUAUAUGUCUAAUGCAGAUACAUAUCCACACAGCCAUGAUGAGAUAGACAUUGAAUUGCUUGGUCAUGACAAGAGAAAUGACUGGGUACUUCAAACAAAUGUGUAUGCAAAUGGAAGUGUAAGCACAGGAAGAGAAGAAAAAUUCUAUCUUUGGUUUGAUCCAACAGCAGAACACCACCAUUACAGCAUCAUUUGGAAUAGUCACCAUAUAGUGUUUCUAUUGGACAAUGUACCAGUAAGAGAGUUUGUCCACAACAGUGCAUUCCCAUCAGUGUACCCAUCAAAACCAAUGUCAGUUUAUGCAACAAUCUGGGAUGGAUCAGAAUGGGCAACACAUGGAGGAAAAUACCCUGUUAAUUAUAAGUAUGGACCAUUUGCUGUUUCAUUUGCAGAAAUGGAAAUGACUGGUUGCACAUAUAAUCCAUCAGCAGAUGCCUCAGGUUCUUCUUUUUCUUCUUCAUGUUCUAAUAAGGCUGGUCCUUCAAGCUUAGACCCUGUAGAAGGGCAAGAAUUUGCUAAGCUAUCAAAAGAACAAAGUAUGGCUAUGGACUGGGCGAGAAGAAAGCUUAUGUUCUACUCUUACUGUAAUGAUAGAUCAAGAUUCAAGGUCCUGCCACCUGAGUGCAAAUAAAUGUAAUACAGUACACUCUUAAUUAUAAUUAUUAUCAUUUUUCAAUUUCUUGUUUCUGGAGUAUUACUGUCAUUAUUAUUUUUGUUCCCCAGGUAGGAGGAAAUAAAUAUUAUAGCAUCU